UUGGUCUAAUCAGCAGCAACACAGAUCUCUGCGCUCUCAUACGUGCUGCAUUGAUAGUCACACGCACACGCACACGCACACGCGCAGUCACUCUCUAGCGCGCGCUCUUGCUCGCUCGCUCCAGAUUGGUGAUCGCCAUCUAGUGGCAAAGCACAGUAGUACAAAAAUACACAGUAAACGCAGAUGUAGAUGGCAAUGAGACUAAAACUAAAAGAGGAAUGCAUUAAAAUAAACAAAGUCAAGUAGACAUCACAAAUAAAUAUAGGAGGGAUUUUAUUUUAAGUGGCUUAUAAAGGCAGUAUGAAACUGCAAGCCAAAUGUUUGUUAAUGUUGGUGCAUUACUUUUACUACAUCAAAGUCAUUAUACUUCAUUUUACCAUGCAGAACUUUUACUUGCAACAUAAUCUUCACUUGUCUAUUUCAUGUUUCAUGUUUCAUCACAUGACCACUUCUCCUUUCCUCCACAGGUUACAUGCUCCUCUCACAGCAUCUUACAGCGAUGUCUACAUACUCCACAGACUUACGAAAAACUCCCUGAAGGCCUGAAGUGAGUGAAUGUGGAUCUGAAGCUGGAUCAGCAUCUGUUUAGAGUGAUCGCCUCAAAGAAUAUCGUCCAGACUUCAGCAUGAAGCGCAACCAACAACAAAGGUUACAUGCUCCUCUCACAGCAUCUUACAGCGAUGUCUACAUACUCCACAGACUUACGAAAAACUCCCUGAAGGCCUGAAGUGAGUGAAUGUGGAUCUGAAGCUGGAUCAGCAUCUGUUUAGAGUGAUCGCCUCAAAGAAUAUCGUCCAGACUUCAGCAUGAAGCGCAACCAACAACAAAGGUUACAUGCUCCUCUCACAGCAUCUUACAGCGAUGUCUACAUACUCCACAGACUUACGAAAAACUCCCUGAAGGCCUGAAGUGAGUGAAUGUGGAUCUGAAGCUGGAUCAGCAUCUGUUUAGAGUGAUCGCCUCAAAGAAUAUCGUCCAGACUUCAGCAUGAAGCGCAAACAACAACAAAGAGCCCCUGGAGCCAAGAAGAGGAAGAAAUCUGACAGUGGAUCAGUGUCUUCAGUAAUAAGCUUAAUGUCUGCUAAGAGUGAUAGCUCCAGAGAAUAUCCUCCAGCCUUCAGCACUGAACCCAGAACUUCAGGAACAAGAGCCCCUGGAGCCAAGAAGAGGAAGAAAUCUGACAGUGGAUCAGUGUCUUCAGUAAUAAGCUUAAUGUCUGCUAAGAGUGAUAGCUCCAGAGAAUAUCCUCCAGCCUUCAGCACUGAACCCAGAACUUCAGGAACAAGAGCCCCUGAAGCCAAGAAGAGGAAGAAAUCUGACAGUGGAUCAGUGUCUUCAGUAAUAAGCUUAAUGUCUGCUAAGAGUGAUAGCUCCAGAGAAUAUCCUCCAGCCUUCAGCACUGAACCCAGAACUUCAGGAACAAGAGCCCCUGAAGCCAAGAAGAGGAAGAAAUCUGACAGUGGAUCAGUGUCUUCAACAAUAAGCUUAAUGUCUGCUAAGAGUGAUAGCUCCAGAGAAUAUCCUCCAGAGUUCAGCACUGAACCCAGAACUUCAGGAACAAGAGCCCCUAAAGCCAAGAAGAUGAUAUCUGACAGUGGAUCAGUGUCUUCAGUAAUAAGCUUAAUGUCUGCUAAGAGUGAUAGCUCCAGAGAAUAUCCUCCAGAGUUCAGCACUGAACCCAGAACUUCAGGAACAAGAGCCCCUGAAGCCAAGAAGAGGAAGAAAUCUGACAGUGGAUCAGCGUCUUCAACAAUAAGCUUAAUGUCUGCUAAGAGUGAUAGCUCCAGAGAAUAUCCUCCAGAGUUCAGCAUUGAACCCAGAACUUCAGAAUCAGGAGCCCCUAAAACCAAGGAGAGGAGGAUAUCUGACAGUGGAUCAGCGUCUUCAACAAUAAGCUUAAUGUCUGCUAAGAGUGAUAGCUCCAGAGAAUAUCCUCCAGAGUUCAGCACUGAACCCAGAACUUCAGGAACAAGUGGCCAGACUGCAUCAAGCUUUGAGCAGAACCCAGACCCAAUGGGGAUAAUUGGACCCAAAGUUCUGGCUAUUGUAAAAACAACUUUGAAAGCACAUAAGAACGUCAUUCCUAUAAUAUACCAUGCACUGCAAGACGAAGACGAGCAGGAGGACGAUCCACCACUUGAUGAUGAAACAAGGGAGGCGGCUCUGAAGAUUGUCGUCAAUGUCUUGAGGGACAUGAAAAAGGAUAAACAUGCUCAAACACUUGAGCGAAGUCAUUAUGGAGAACUCAGACUGUAUCAACGGAAACUAAAAUCUAACAUAAAGAGGAAAAAUGCAAACUUGUUGGGAGAGAUAAAUGCACAGCAAUGGCCUGUUCCUUUCAAAAAGAUUUACACAAACAUCUGCGUGAGAGAGGGAGCCAGUGGAGGAGUCAACAAUGAACAUGAAGUGAGACAAAUUGAGGCAGCAUUCAACAGGCGGAAAUCAACAGAAAUUCUGAUCACAUGUGAGGACAUCUUCAAGCCUUUACCCAAACAAGACACACCAAUCAGAACUGUGCUCACCAUGGGGAUAGCAGGCAUCGGCAAAACAGUGCUGACCCAGAAGUUCAUGUUGGACUGGUCAGUAGAAAAAGCCAAUCAAGUCAUCCAGCUCAUGUUUUUAGUUCCCUUUAGGGAGCUGAAUUUGUUUAGAAAUAAGAAACAAAGCUUGAUGGAGCUCCUGUGUAACUUCUUUCCAGACCUGAAAGAAUCUGGAAUCAAAGACCUGAAAACGUACAAAGUUCUGUUCAUAUUGGACGGUCUUGAUGAGUCCAGAUUCCCUCUGGAUUUCAAGGGAAAUGAGAGAUGUUGUGAUGCUACACAAGCAGCCUCAGUAGAUGUUCUGCUGACAAACCUAAUUGCAGGUAACCUGCUACCAGAAGCCAAUCUGUGGAUAACUACCCGACCUGCUGCUGCCAGCUGCAUCCCUCCAGAGUAUGUUGACCGGGUGACUGAGAUACAAGGCUUCAACAACCUGCAGAAGGAGCAGUACUUCCACAAGAAAAUUGAAGAUGAAGAUUUGGCCAAAAGAGUAAUUGCAAACAUAAGGUCAGCAAGAAGUCUCUACAUCAUGUGCCACGUGCCGGUGUUUUGCUGGAUUUCCUCUAUCGUCCUGGGAAACAUGUGUACCAAAGCAGGAGGAGGAAAAAUGCCAAAGACUUUGACUCAGAUGUACAUCCACUUUCUGGCUCAUCAGACCACAAGGAAGCAUGUCAAGUACGGCGAGGAGCAACAACUGGACUUCCAGGGGAAUAACAAGGUGAUCAUGACACUCGGGAAGUUGGCCUUCCAGGAGCUGGAGAAAGGCAACCUGAUCUUCUACGAGCAUGAUCUCAGAGACUGUGGCAUUGAUGUCAAAGAAGCAUCUGUGUACUCAGGACUCUUUACUCAAGUCUUCAGGGAAGAGUCCUGCAUGCAGCAAAAAGUCUUCUGCUUUGUGCAUCUGUCAGUGCAAGAGUUUCUUGCAGCUUUGUACGUUCAUGUGAUGUAUAAGACGUCCAGUGUAAACCUGAUGAUUGGAUCUGAGCAGAAGACCCAAACAAAGCCUGUAUCUGAACUGCACAAAUCUGCAGUAGACAAAGCUUUACAAAGCAACAACGGCCACCUCGAUCUCUUCCUGCGUUUCCUCCUCGGACUCUCUCUGAAGUCCAGUCAGGAUCUGCUCAAAGACCUGAAGAUGCAGGUAGAAACCUGCGACUCCCAAAGUCAUGAGGAAACUAUCAAGUACAUCAAGGAGAGAAUCAGUCAGACUCAUCAGCCAGAGAAGUACAUCAAUCUCUUCCACUGUCUGAAUGAACUGAACGACCACUCUCUGGUGGAGGAGAUCCAGAGAUACUUGGAGUCAGACCAAGACUCAGUGAUGGAUGAGUGCUCUGCAGCUCAGUGGGCAGCUCUGGUCUUUGUGUUGUUGACUUCACCAGAGAAACCAGAGGAGAUCCAGCUCAAGAAAUACUCCAGGACAAAAGAAGGCCUUCUGAGGCUCAUACCAGCCUUGAAAGCAUCCAAAUCAGCAAUGUUGAAUGAUUGUCAUCUCACCUCCAACUGCUGUAAGGAGCUGUCCUCUACUCUCAGCUCAAACUCCAAUGAGCUGAAUCAUUUAAAUCUAAGUGACAACAACUUACAGGACUCAGGAAUUGAACUUCUUUGCACCGGACUGAAGAGCCGACCCUGCAGACUGAAGACACUGAGGCUGAACCGAUGCAGUCUCACCCAGAGAUGCUGUGAGAGCCUGGCUUCAGUCCUGAGUCAUCCUUCAUCACCUCUCAUAGAGCUCGAUCUGAGUGACAACGACAUCGAAGACUCAGGAGUGCAGCUGCUCUGCACCGGACUGGGAAAUGUGAACUGUAAACUUGAAACCAUCAGGUUGUCGUUCUGUAACAUCACAGAGAAAGGUUGUGGUUCCUUGGCAUCAGCUGUAAAGUCCAACCCAUCCCACCUGAGAGAGCUGGACCUGAGCUACAAUCACCUCGGAGAGUCUGGAGUGAAGCUCAUCUCUGAAGCUCUGGAGGAAGGUCGAUGUGAAUUUACUAAACUGAGGGUCGACCACAAUGCAGAACACUGGUUUAAACCAGGACUGAAAAAACAUUCAUGUGAGCUCACAGUGGACACAAACACAGCCCACAAACUCCUGAUCCUCUCUGAUGGGAACAGAAAAGUCAGCCAGGGUCAAGAGGAGCAGCCGUAUCCCGACCACACGGAGAGGUUCGACUACUGGACCCAAGUCCUGUUCCAGCAAGGCCUGACAGGCCGCUGCUACUGGGAGGUGGAGUGGGAGGGCAACUGGGCCGGGAUUGGAGUGACCUACAAGGGUAUCCGUCGCAAAGGUCAAGACCAAGACUGUUUGAUGGGAUACAAUGAGAUCUCUUGGGGUCUGCACUGCUCUGCUUAUGGCUACCGAGCGUAUCAUAACUGCAAGAGCAUCGUCCUUCAUGUCCCUCUGGCUGGUUUUCUCAGACUGGCGGUGUAUCUGGACUGGGAGGCUGGUAUCCUGUCCUUCUACAGACUGUCUACUGGAGGAUCACUGACACACCUGCACACCUUCCACACCAAAUUCACUGAACCGCUCUACCCAGUUUUCAGAACUUGGGUCCAGGGCUCCUCAGUGAAGCUGUUGAGUGAAACAGCUUAAACACAAGUAAAGACUUGAUCAGUCAUCAAUCAAUCAAUCAAUCAAUCUUUAUUUGUAUAGCGCCAAAUCACAACAAAGGCAUCUUUACACAUAGAGCAGGUCUAAACUGAACUCUUCAGGUUUUAAUUUUAAAGAGACCCAACAUUCCCACAUGAGCAGCACUUAGCGACAAUGGCAAGAAAAAACUCCCUUUAAACAGGAAGAAACCUCAGGCAGAACCAGGCUCAAGGUGGGCGGCCAUCUGCCUCGACCGUUUGGAAUAGAGAGGAGAGAGAGGAAGGAGAGGAGAGAGAGAGAUUACCUGUGAGCUCAGCCACGAACCAUAUUUUAAAAGCUUUGUUACAAUGUUUUUUUUAUAUUAUUUUGCAAAACUAUAUAAUAUACUGGCAAUAGUAAUAUUUUGUCGUAUUUUGUAUGUAUGAUGAUGUCCUUUACUAACCUGACUAAAUUUAAGGAGAGGAAGGAAAUGAGAGAGAGAGAGGACUGGGCUGGAAUCUGUCAUCCGGACGUUUACAGGCCCAGAUUACCUGUGAGACGAGAAAGCACAGACAACUCCGGGGAAGAAGUUUAGCUUAUUGAAUGCAUUAGUGGUACAUGAAUGUUAAUGGAUAUAGAUGGAUGGAUAGAGAGAGAGAGGAGGGGAGAGGAGCUCAGUGCAUCAUGGAGUCCCCCGGCAGUCUAAGCCUAUAGCAGCAUAAACUAUAGGAGCUGGAGCCCUAACUAUAAGCUUUAUCAAAAAGGAAAGUUUUAAGCCUACUCUUAAACGUAGAGAGGGUGUCUGCCCCCCGGACCCAAUCUUCACAUUAACAUUGACACAAUCAAAAUGAUCAGUUUUACUUAUCAGUUAUAUGACAUUAUCUCACAAGAAAAAAAUAAUAAUAAUUAAAACUGCAAGCAGUGUCGAAGGGCCCUCGCACAUCCUAUGCACGUCGGGCUCAGGCGCAGUCGGAGGGCGCGCAGGUAGAGGUCUUCAUACGCAGGAAUGUCAGUGCUUGUCGCAGUCGCAGGGCAUUGACAGCAGCCAUGUGUGAUGGGGUUAAUGUCUCCACUAGAUGGCAAACCAAGAGCAGAAAUGAAACUGGAUAAGUUAUUCAUAUAAUGGUCGACUUCCUGUUGGAGUUAGGGUAUGGGUCCAAGAGGCUUUUUUGUGCGUCUGGACAUGAUACGUAGGCCUUGUCGAUUUCAUUUCUCUAUGUCAAUGUGGAAGGCGGGGCUUAAACUUUGAAAUCUUCCAGGGGGCGCUGUGGAGUCAUCUUCUCACUUAAAAAUCCCAAACUUUGUCAGUAGUCAAUAUGUGUGACUGUUGACGUAUGUGUACAAUUUGGUGAGUGUAGGAGUUUGUUAAAAUGUACAAAAUGGAUAAAGGCAUUAGGGGGCGCUAUUGAGCUGUUGUGCCACGCCCAGGGGCAGUUAUGGUCUCAAAUUAAAGCUCCUGAGUGUGAACCUAUGUGGGCAGUUUGGUGAUUCUGUGAAGACGGGAAAGUCCUCUAAACGCAGUGGCAAUAACGGAAAACUGACGCAGGAAAUGCACAAUAACCGACUUCCUGUUAGAGCGAAAAUUCUGAAAAAAUUAAUUUGGGGGUUUAACCAUGAGUGCUAUGAGUCCUGUACAUUUCACUAAGAUCAGACAAAGUUUGUGGUCACAUGACCUGCUGUUAGGGGGCGCUAUGGAGACCCCUUGCCACACCCACCCCCAAUGAUGUUGAAAUUGAAACGGCUUCACCAGGUGUGACAUUUCACGCGCUGCAUGUAUAAACAUCCGACAAUGUAUUGAGGAGUUAUAAGGAGUUGUUUGUUUAUACAAACAAACGACUGCCACGCCCACCUGGUAUAACGUAGGUAAAAUCUGUCGUCAAGUUUACAUCAUCAAGGUCUGAGGAUGAUACAGUUCCAAUCUGAAGUUUGUGGAGUCAAAACUGUAGGAGGAGUUCGUUAAAGUACGAGGCCUGGAAAUGGGGAAAAUGGCGGCAAAAAUGCACCUGUGAUCCAAGAUGGCCGACUUCCUGUUGGACUUAGGGUAUGGGUCCAAGAGGCGUUAUUGUGCGUCUGGUCAUGAUAUAUAUGAAUCCUAAAUUUCGUUCAUGUACGUGCAUGUAGAAGGCGGGGCUUCAACGUUUAAUGUUCUAGGGGGCGCUGUAGAGUCAUUUUGGCACUUAAAAGGUUGCGGUUAUACCAAAAAAUAACAUUCGUGAUUCUUGAGGAGUGUGUCCAAUUUGGUGAGUUUUAGAGUUUGUCAGUACAUAUUAAGUGGGAAAAGGCAUUAGGGGGCGCUACUGAGCUGUUGGGGCAAAAUGUUGGGCAAAUGUGGUAUCAGAUGAAAGAGCUCAUGAUUUGAAACCUACGUGGCAGGUUUCAUGAUUCUGUGAACGUCAUAAAGUCCUCAAAGUGGUGUUCGAAAAAUGAAAAUCGGUGCACGCCACGCCGCGUGGGCAACUUCCUGUUUGGUAAAAAAAUUCCACAAAAUUAAUUUCCCAAUGAUCCGAUGAGACCUAUGACAUAUGGAAAUUUCAUGCAGAUCCGAGAGGUUUUGUGGUCACAUGACCCGACGUUAGGGGGCGCUAGCGAGUCCCCUUACCACGCUUGUGUCCAAUCACGUUAAAUUAUAUACAUUUUCACCAGCUAUGACGUGUGUGCUGAAUUUCAUGAGUUUUCAUGUAUGUUCAGGCCACCAAAAAUGCGAUUCAUUACGCGGCAUAAGAGCGUGCUUAAUAAUAAGAAGAAGAAUCUUGGCAAAAGCAAUAGGUCCCUCACUGACUUGUCAGUGCUCGGGCCCUAAUAAAUCAAUCCAUUUUAUUGAUACUGAACCUUACAAACUAACAAUGCAGCUCUAAAUGUAUAUAACUGACAAUUGUAAAUAUUAAAAGCAUUUCCAUCCAAGCUGAUGUUAAGACUCAGACCUACCAAAUUUAGGAAGGACUUUUAGGUGCGCCGGGUUUGUCCAAGGAAACUGUUUUUAAUGCAGUCGAAGCACUCCUUGUUCUUUUUGAAUUACAUGGAGAGACAUGGUGGGUGUUGUUUCACCAAUCCUUUCCUCUCUCAUCUCCCCCAGUGAGUGUGACAAAUGAAGCUAGUUGUGUUAAAUGCAUAUAAAAAUCUUUUGUAAUCUGUAUAUCCGUAUAUUAGACUCGUACUCCAACUUGUUUUACGUCAUUUCCACUGGAGACAUCAUAGAUAGAUAGACACUAAAA
Scomber scombrus (Atlantic mackerel) is the source of this 8315-nucleotide messenger RNA. Its product is annotated as NACHT, LRR and PYD domains-containing protein 3-like. The coding region runs from base 988 to 5127 and encodes 1379 amino acids. The record is from RefSeq and is a predicted model, not a curated record. NCBI's taxonomy places the organism in Eukaryota, Metazoa, Chordata, Actinopteri, Scombriformes, Scombridae. The transcript has 21 exons. Gene Ontology annotation, molecular function: protein binding.